Molecule: messenger RNA, 1327 nt
Organism: Pungitius pungitius (ninespine stickleback)
Lineage: Eukaryota; Metazoa; Chordata; Actinopteri; Perciformes; Gasterosteidae
Gene: pnpla1
Product: patatin-like phospholipase domain containing 1
Exons: 7
Coding region: 36-899 (287 amino acids)
Biological process (GO): triglyceride catabolic process; lipid homeostasis
Cellular component (GO): cytoplasm; lipid droplet; membrane
Molecular function (GO): triacylglycerol lipase activity
Source: RefSeq, a predicted model, not a curated record
UACUAUGCAGCUGCUUUGUGCCUGGGUACUGCGGUAUGCUGCCUCCAUCCUUCAAAGGAGAAUAUUACGUGGAUGGGGGAUUCAGCUGCAUGCAGCCAGUGCCGCAUGCGCAGGCUGCACCGUGCGGUCAAACGCUGACGGUGUCUCCGUUCUCUGGAGAGAUGGACAUCUGUCCCUCCGACACACCAUGCAUGUGGGACAUGGUGGUGAGUGGCAGCACCUUGAAGGGAAACAUGGCCAACAGCAUCAGAAUCGUUAACGCUCUCUACCCUUUUGCUUUAGAGACUCUGGAACAAGCCUACCACAACGGCUACAAGGACGCCACUCAUUUCCUUCAGAGCAACGUUGUCUCGUGUUUGAUGAUACACAAAGAGCCCCAAGGGCUUCUUAACUGUAACCGGACAUGGAUGAAUCUAGAGACCGCCAUAAAGGAAGAGGAGGAGAGGGAGGUGGAAAAUGAGGCCGCCGCACUGACAACUUUUAUAACCGAUGGUUGUGUGCAGAAAGGCAGCCCCGACAAGGGGGAACUGUACAAAAAUCCAACAAUCAAAGAACCUCUCCCCGAUUUCGACGUCAUUAAGAAUGUCCUGCUGGGAAACGUUGUGACCUAUCUGAGCAUGUUUGGACUCCCUGCAAGAAUAUUAUCCCCCCUGCUCCUUCCUCUCAUGCUGUCGUUUUACACAGUUCUCCACAGUAGGCACAGACUGGAGUUGUUAUUCCGGCAGGUUCCUGAGUUCGCAUUCUGGGCUUGGCACGGACUGAGACAUUUUACGUUAUUCUUUUUCAACAUAUGUGUCUCUACCAUCAAGAAGAACAUAGAAGACAGGGUGAUGCCCUCCAUCUUGCUGUGGCAGUGGCUGAUAAAAGCUCAAUUUGAAAUGCUCAACUCCUCAAUAUAACCUCCUUUUUUUCCGAUGUCGUUCACAGGGAAAGAGUAUACUAAAACGGUAGAGAGGGCCGAUGAUUUCAUUUGUUUAGUUCACCCAGCAGAAAUAUUAAACACUGUAUUCUUUGAAUAGCUGGUAUUUAGUCACAUUAAACUUUUUUGAGUGCAUGUUGCACUUAGAGAGAACAAUGAAAUGUUUUGUUUGAUUUAAAAGGGGCUUUAUUUAUUAUGUGAUGGCUCCUCCAAUCCACUAGGUGGCCCUGUGUCCUAUUGCCUGCCUCUUUUAUCAUACAUAUAAAAGUGUAGUUUAGGGGUUAGUGUUCUCUUUCUUCUGUGCCGGCUGCUUUUGAUUUUGUAAUAACUUACAUUACUGAAUAGUCAUUUCUCGCUUCUGUUGUGCUGUCUGGUUAUUUUGUAAAUAAACUUGUAUUUAUUUCCUUG